This is a messenger RNA of Rhodamnia argentea, 1575 nucleotides long. Its product is annotated as inositol 3-kinase. Bases 290 to 1420 code for a protein of 376 amino acids. The transcript has 3 exons. Gene Ontology annotation, molecular function: kinase activity. Lineage: Eukaryota; Viridiplantae; Streptophyta; Magnoliopsida; Myrtales; Myrtaceae. Gene Ontology annotation, biological process: myo-inositol hexakisphosphate biosynthetic process. The record is from RefSeq and is a predicted model, not a curated record.
UCUGCAAAUCACCUCUGUGGCGCGACUUCGUACCAACGACACGACGCACUCCCCGAGAUGUAGCCUCCAUGCAACAACUCUCACUUUUGUUUUUGCUUCGUCUUCAUCACCUUCAGAUUCACAGCCUGCCCCUGAUCUUCCUCUUGUCUUCCUCCUCAUUCCUCCUCCCAUGGACCCUUGCCCUUCCUAGCCCUCCUAUUUUCCUUUCCUUCUCCACCCAUGAUCGUUCCUAGAUCGCAGUCUCACGCUCCUCCUCCAAUCCUUCUCUCUCUUGCCCACCAAGCUCCUCAUGGUGAGAGACUCGACGAAGCCUUCUCAAUCCCCCGCUCCCCGCGGUCUCGUCGCCGGGAAUUACUGCCACGACGUCCUCUUCCGAGACGGCACCGCCGAGGCUGAGUCCCUCGGAGGCGCCGUCUCCUUCAUCUCCGCCGUGCUCGACGGCCUCUCGAUUGCCUUCGACUCGGUGUCGAAAGUGGGUCCAGAUUUUAAGUACUCGACGGCGCGCUGCCCAAUCGCGGCACCCAAUCGCAAGACCACUCUCUUCCAUGCGUACUUCGAUUCGGGCUCGGGUGAGAACGGGCAUGUGGACCGUGUCCUAAAACGGGUCAGCUCUUGCGACCCGAUCGCACCUUCGGAUAUCCCCGAAGCAAAAUUUAAUUUUGGGAUGGCUGUUGGGGUUGGGGGCGAGAUAUUGGUGGAGACGCUCGAGAAACUGAUUGAGAUGUGUAACGUGGUGUUUGUAGAUAUUCAGGCCCUGAUUCGGAUCUUUGAUGGUGUUGAUGGAACAGUGAGGCUUGUGGAGUUGAAAGAGAGUGGCUUUUAUCACCUCUUGCCUCGAAUUGGGUUCAUAAAGGCAUCGUCCGAAGAAGCGGCUUAUAUGGACGUGGAGGAGGUGAGGAAGUGGUGCUGCGUUGUGGUCACAAAUGGGAAGGAUGGGUGUACUUUGUACUGGAAAGAUGGGGAGAUGAAGAUUGAACCCUUUGUCGCUAGUCAGGUUGAUCCAACAGGUGCUGGUGAUAGCUUUUUGGGUGGGUUAGUUGCCGGGCUUGUGCAGGGAUUGACUGUUCCUGAUGCUGCUCUUUUGGGGAAUUUCUUUGGUUCUCUUACAGUUGGGCAAGUUGGGCUUCCCAAAUUUGAGUUGAGACUCUUGCAGGAUGUCAAGGAUGAAGUAGAAAGGCGGAAGAUGCAAUGCAUGCAUUGUCUCAAUGGAAUAAAUGAUGAGCCGAAGUUUCUGAAGCCGGCAAGACAUGAUGAGUUCCAUGCAUCCCUUAGUGCAUUGAAACUUCAAUCCAAGUACCCGAUCCACGAUCGACCGAGGGAGCAGUCGAGUCCUGACAAAGGAACCGAACAUCCCAGUUCGACAUCUCCAACUAAUUUAGUUGAAAUUAACGGGGCUAAAAAAAGAGCCAUUUCUUUUUGAACAGGUGCUAUGAGUCCUAUUUAGUCUGAGAUAGCAAUGAGGCCUCCGAUAGACUUACGAGCCGCAACUGUAUAUUUCCUCGAUAUGGUUGUCAACAUUGUUCUGAUUGAGAGCCGCUCAUUGUCUCGGUUGUCAUGCAAAGUUGUUUUGGGAUA